AUGAAGCAUUGUUUGAAACUGCAGGGAAGUGAAAGCCAGUGACAAGCUGACAUUAUCUGAUGACCCAAAUGAGAGGUUGAGCUGCUCUCUUCCACGUUUCCCACCCAAAAUUCAGCAGAAGCGAAGCUAUGAAGAUCUAUUUCUACAUGCUGUUUCUGAUUCUGGGUUUGCUUCAGACGGAUCGGGUUUACUCUCAGGAUCCCCAAUGGCCGCUUCAUACAAUCUGCAACUCCAACAAACUCACGGUGACCUACAGGAGCUGCGACCCGUUACAGGACGUCGGUGUGUCAUUCCUGCCCUGUCCGAACAAACUCACAGAUCCCACAACAGUCAAAAUAGCCUUUAUUCUGAGGCAGUCUGUCGCAGAGUUUUACUCCUCUUUUAAGCUGUUUCUGAAUGGAUUGCACGUCUGGGGUGUGGAUGAGCCUCUCUGUCUUCCUCAGUUCCCACGCUUUACAUUUUGUGGAAGCAGGAGAGGAGAAAUGAUCACCAUGGAGAGGUUAAUCAAAUCAAAAGUAGACCUUCCUCUAAAGGGUCAUUUUAAUCUAAUGGUACAUGGAAUAAAUCAAGAUGGUUUCCAGAUCAUCUGUGUGAAUGCGACGCUUAGCUUUUGGUGAUCUUUUAGACAGAGCACUAAUUUAUUCUCUCAUUGUGAUCUUCUAAGUUCUUCAAAUUGGGUUGUUCCUCGUUUGAACACUAUUGUUGUUUGUUUCAUUUAGGAAAGUAAGGGAAUUUCAGCAUGCAUUCGGGAUUUUUGCUGCUUUCAGGUGACUUUAGAGUUUUGUUGUUUUGGCUUCAUCCCAGAUUUUAAUUAUUUAAACAUUUAGACCAUUUCAAUGUGGUCUUGUCAUUGGCCCAUGAAAAUGUCCUGCUUGUUAUCAAACUAUUUCAUAACUAUAAAAAGAGGCAAUUCCAUAAAAACUUUACGUUUAAACACCUGCUAUAGGAUUAUCUAUCAACAUUUAUCAAUAUGUGUUUAGAAUUCUCAGAAGCUAUCGACAAUUUUGAGGGAUGUAAAUAAAAUAACGGUCGCAACAUAUUUCCUGUUUCACAUUUUCUGCAGCUUCAGAGAAUCUAAAAAUGUCCAGAUAUUGAUAAAUAGUGUUAUGAUAGCUGUUUUAACAUUAAGGUAUGACUGAUUUGCCUCUUGUUAAAGUUAUGGAACAGUUUGAUAACAAGCUGGAAAUGCCACAUUUCACCACAAUGAAAUGGUCUUUGGAAAUUAAAAAUGUAAAACAGAAAAUACGUUAGGACCAUUGUUCUUGUUUACAUCCCUCAAAAUGGUCAAUAGUGUAAAAAAAUAUGGCAUUUUAAUAUUUAUUUGAUGAAAAUUCUUCUUUUUUUAUUUAAUUUAGAAGUUUUUUUUUUGCUUUUUCAGUGCAGAUCAUUAUUGAAACGUGCAGGAUUUAUUUAAA
This is a messenger RNA of Danio aesculapii, 1415 nucleotides long. It is a transcript of the gene ly86, whose product is annotated as lymphocyte antigen 86. The transcript has 5 exons. NCBI's taxonomy places the organism in Eukaryota, Metazoa, Chordata, Actinopteri, Cypriniformes, Danionidae. Gene Ontology annotation, biological process: positive regulation of lipopolysaccharide-mediated signaling pathway; innate immune response. Bases 129 to 617 code for a protein of 162 amino acids. The record is from RefSeq and is a predicted model, not a curated record.